UGACAUAUUGAGCAUGCACGUCCUUGCAGAUCCAAGAUGGCGUCAGUUUCUUCGUAAACCGGAGCUCCCAGAUGGUCCCAGUCAUAGCCAUUCAGUCGGCUGAAAUCAUGGCGUCCGGCAGUACGGGGAGCAGAGUGUCUUGCGGGAGAGAUUUAAAUUGUGUGCCGGAGGUAGCAGACACUUUAGCUGCGGUCGCCAAACUUGGGUUUGACUUCCUGUGCAUGCCCCUGUUCCACUCGAGGUUCAGGAGAGAGUUUGAGUUGGAGCCCGCUAAAUCCCGAGCCGGUGCCCAUACCCGAUCAGACCUGCUGCUGUGCGGAAGAGAUUGGAAUACUCUUAUUGUUGGAAAGCUCUCUCCAUGGAUCGACGCAGAUUCAGAAAUCGAGACAGAGCGCAGAAACUCAGAGGCUGCUUUGGCACAGGAGUUGAACUUCUCAGCUUACCUGGGUCUGCCUGUCUUCAUGAUCCCUCUAAAGGGCCCUCACUGUGCCAAUUUAGCCCGUGUGCUGCUAAACCACAUCCACACUGGACACCACACCUCAAAUUUCUGGAUACGUGUCCCGCUGAUGGCAUCAGAGGACAUGCGGGAAGAUCUGAUUGAGAAUGAACCAAGCACUUGCAUCGAAGAUGCAAGUGUUGAUGAAAAGACCUGGGGCUGGUGGCACUCAUUCAGAACCCUUUGUGACUACAACAAGAGGGUCUGUCUCGCUAUUGAAGUUGCAGCGGACAUGCCGUCAGACGCUGUGAUUGAUAAGUGGCUUGGGGAACCUAUCAAAGCAGCCAUUCUUCCCACUAGUAUAUUCCUAACUAAUAAGAAGGGCUUCCCAGUUCUGUCAAAAGCCCAUCAGAGAAUAAUCUUCAGUCUUUUCAAGUUGGAGGCCCAGUUCAUCUUCACAGGCACCAGUCGCCACACCGAGAAGGACUUCCGGUCCUACCUGCAGUACCUGGAAUACCUUAACCAGAACCGACCUGCACCCAAUGCUUAUGAGCUCUUCGCCAAGGGCUAUGAAGACUACCUGCAGUCUCCGCUCCAGCCACUCAUGGACAACCUGGAGUCUCAGACAUAUGAAGUGUUUGAGAAGGAUCCUAUUAAAUAUUCCCAGUACCAACAGGCUGUAUAUAAAUGUCUACUUGACAGAGUUCCAGAGGAGCAGAAAGACACCAACGUUCAGGUGUUGAUGGUGUUGGGAGCAGGUAGGGGUCCCCUGGUCAAUGCUUCUCUGCGCGCUGCAAGACAAGCCGACAGGAAGCUAAAGGUGUACGCUGUGGAGAAAAACCCCAAUGCUGUAAUCACGCUGGAGAAUUGGCGCUUUGAGGAAUGGGGUGAACAGGUGACAGUGGUUUCAUGUGACAUGCGAGAUUGGGCAGCACCUGAGAAAGCUGACAUCAUCGUCAGCGAGCUGCUGGGAUCAUUUGGUGACAACGAACUUUCUCCUGAGUGCUUAGAUGGAGCCCAGCACUUUCUCAAAGAUGAUGGAGUGAGCAUCCCCUGUUCCUACACGUCCUUCCUAGCUCCCCUGUCCUCCUCCAAGCUUUACAAUGAAGUGCGGGGUUGCCGGGAACGUGACAAGGACCCAGAGUGCCAUUUUGAGACGCCCUACGUGGUGCGCCUCCACAACUUCCACCAGUUGGCUGACCCCAAAGCGUGCUUCACCUUCAGACACCCCACAACAGAUAUGAACAAUAACCGGUACCAGUGCCUCAGAUUCUCAGUGGGUUGUAACUCUGUGCUCCAUGGUUUUGCUGGCUACUUUGAGACCACUCUGUACAAAGAUGUCACCCUCAGUAUAAAACCAGAUACGCAUUCACCUGGAAUGUUCUCCUGGUUCCCCAUCCUCUUCCCCCUAAAACAACCCAUCCUUAUAUCCCGGGAUGAUGAUGUCACAGUGCGAUUCUGGCGCUGUAACAACGGGAAGAAGGUGUGGUAUGAAUGGGCCGUGACCGAGCCCUCCUGCUCCGCCAUCCAUAAUCCAGCAGGACGCUCCUACACAAUCGGCCUGUGAAGAUGACUCAUCAGCACGCCCGCCAACACACAUACACACACGUUUCUGU
This is a messenger RNA of Etheostoma cragini (Arkansas darter), 2052 nucleotides long. It is a transcript of the gene prmt5, whose product is annotated as protein arginine methyltransferase 5. NCBI's taxonomy places the organism in Eukaryota, Metazoa, Chordata, Actinopteri, Perciformes, Percidae. Gene Ontology annotation, biological process: regulation of DNA-templated transcription; peptidyl-arginine N-methylation. Gene Ontology annotation, cellular component: nucleus; cytosol. The record is from RefSeq and is a predicted model, not a curated record. The transcript is spliced from 16 exons. The coding region runs from base 72 to 2003 and encodes 643 amino acids.